CUCCACUUCCCAGGUUCAUUUGCAAAUGCUUGGAAGCGCAUGGUAGCUCAAUUGACUUCACACAUCUCACGCAAGCGACUGGUACAAAGUCCAAGCAUACAGUUGGAUUGGACAUGGAGCAGAAGGAACUGACAUGAGGACAAGAGGAUUUUCCAUUUGCCAAAAACAGGUCAGAACUUACAUUCCGAUUUUCUGAAGUCCUGAAGCGUGCAGCAGUGCAUC
Marchantia polymorpha subsp. ruderalis is the source of this 222-nucleotide messenger RNA. The record is from the annotation of a GenBank genome assembly. Lineage: Eukaryota; Viridiplantae; Streptophyta; Marchantiopsida; Marchantiales; Marchantiaceae.